Messenger RNA from Aspergillus tubingensis, 2040 nucleotides. Its product is annotated as Zn(II)2Cys6 transcription factor. Lineage: Eukaryota; Fungi; Ascomycota; Eurotiomycetes; Eurotiales; Aspergillaceae. The record is from RefSeq and is a predicted model, not a curated record. Gene Ontology annotation, molecular function: DNA-binding transcription factor activity, RNA polymerase II-specific; DNA binding; zinc ion binding. Bases 1 to 2040 code for a protein of 679 amino acids. Gene Ontology annotation, biological process: DNA-templated transcription; regulation of DNA-templated transcription. The transcript is spliced from 7 exons.
AUGUCCAGUCAGGAGGCCUCAGGUCACCGACAGGUGAAAACCAGAGCCAAACAGGCUUGUCUCCACUGCAACCGGCGGCGAAUCCGCUGCAAUGUGCUACAGAUGCGCCCAUGUCAGAAUUGUCUCUCGUUGAACGUGCCCUGUGAGAUAGGCGUUUCGAAGCGAGGAAAAUAUCCCCGUAAGAAGACUGCCCGGCAACAUGCUAUGUCACAAACUGCCGGCAAUUCGGUCCAAUUGCCGACAUCAUCGGGGAAAGGAAGAAGCCAUUCCUCAACGUCGCCAUCGGGUGAUAAACACGAAGAAAGAGAGCCGCAUGUUCAUCCGAUGUCAGGGGAUGCUGCCAGUGCCCACCAGACGGUGUUCUUUGGCGAAUCGAGUCCACUCACUGUAGUCAUUGACGAAGGGCGCCGAUCGCCUGAGAAGGGGAGUGGUGAACUGCAUAUGACUCGCUUUCACUAUCCCAUUCCAGAGAAGCUCAACGCUUUCAAUACGCGAGAUGAGGCUUUUCGUGCACACAAAGCCAAGAAGGAAGACCAGCUUAGAGCUGACGGGGCCUUCUUGUACCCCCCGCCGGAGACAUGUGCCAUUCUUCUGCGGGCGUACUUUGACUGGUUUCAUCCCUGUUUCCCGAUCCUUGAUCGUGCUGCUGUGUAUGAGGGCUAUGCACAAGGGAGCUUGUCGCCCCUGCUCCUCCAGGCUAUGCUAUUCAUUGGCGUAAGCCUUUGCACGGACGAGGCGUUUGCCCAGACGGAGUUCCCCGUUCGAUACUGGGCGAAAUUCCUUUUCUACAGCCGAGCAAAGGCGAUCUAUGAUGCGGAAUGGGAGUCCAAUAAGACGGUCAAAAUUCAAUCGUUGUUUCUGUUGAGCUUCUGGCGUGGAGGUCCUUCUGAAGAGCGGGACAUUCGAUUCUGGCUAGGCAUUGCCAUUGACUUGGCUCAAAAGCGCGGCAUGCAUUUGAUGUCUAAGUUUUCUUUUGGUUCCGGUCGAGAGGCAGGGCUGUGGAAGCGAAUCUGGUGGUCGCUUUACGCCCGAGACCAACAAAGCGCCGCAGCACUUGGGCUUCCGCCGCACAUCCGCGACGAAGACUGCGAUGUCACCAUGCUUGAGCCAGAUGAUAUCCGGGAGGAGGUAGCAGGAGGACAAGGUCUUUUUGGUGUGCAGUGUAUAGAAGAUCUCCGUUAUCCAGCCGAGAUGGCCAAGUUGGCCAAACUAUUGCGUUCUAUUGUAUCAACCCAUUAUUCGCCGGUAUCAUCGUCAUCCAGCAGCACGUCACAAGCGGUGUUGCAUAAGCAACUGGUGGAUUGGGAAUCCGAUAUGCCUCCUGAGCUGAAGCUCGAAAACGCCACAACUCCGCGAGCCAGGUUCCUGGCGGGACUUUUACAAAUGACAUACCAAAAUCUCUAUGUCUUGCUUUACCGACCGUCAUUUCUUAAUCCACCGGAUGGUAACUUGGACAGCCAAGGCCAGAUAGCCUUGGAUGCUGCGACCAAAAGCACACGAGUAUUGGAGGAUAUGCUUUCCCAUAACUUGGUCCAACAUGGACCUCCACAUCUAAUCACCCACGCGUUUUCAACCCUCUGCAUUCACACCAUCGAGUUCCGUCGCUCAUCUGGUACAGGUCGCAAACUGGCGGAACACCGAGCCAGACUUUGUCUCUUGAGCCUACAGGAGCUGCAAAAAUCCUGGGACUUGGAGAACUGGGUAUUAAACCUGUUCUUCCGAUGUUUGGAUGAUAGCACUGCCCGUACUCUGCGACCGGUCGAUGCCACUGCUCCUCUCCCAAAGACCGAAGCCCGCGAAUUUGUCCCUGCCACCCCAGAUGCUUUUCCUGCUCUCAAUAUGAACCCAGAGGGACACACGCUCGACGCACCUUGUCAAUCGGCGCACUCGCAAUAUCCCACUGGUGAUAUUAGCGCCCCCAGUGAUUGGUACGGGCUGUUCAAUUUUGCCGAGGAUUAUACCGACAUUUCGGGGAUGAUUCCCAGCCACGAUCCGUCUAUAAAUCUGCAGAAUUUGGAGUUUCUCUACCGAUUCUUAUGA